AUGGGUGAUAAUUCUCUAAAAUUUUCAUCCUAUAUAACUGAUGACAACAAUAACACCAUGGUGAAAGAAUUCAUUUUAAUGGCAUUUUCUGAUAUUGCACAAUUGCAGAAGAUACUGUUUGUCACCAUUUUGCUGUCAUACAUGAUCUGCAUAUCUGGAAAUAUUUCUAUUAUCAUUUUCAUUAUAAUUGAUCCCUUGCUUCAUACCCCAAUGUAUAUAUUUAUAGGCACCUUUGCAGUCCUGGAAAUUAUGUUUGUAACAGUUACUAUACCUAAGCUUCUUGAUAAUUUAAUUUCAGAGAAAAAGAGUAUAUCUUUUCUAGGAUGUUUCACCCAGUUAUAUUUCUUUAAUGGAUUAGGGAUAACAGAAUGCUACCUCUUGGCAAUAAUGGCGUUUGAUCGAGACUUAGCUAUUAAUAACCCCUUUCAUUAUUUAUCUAUUAUGAGUAAGGAACUUUGUUUUAAACUAGCUGGGGCACCAUGGAUUGUUGGGUUAACUAUUUCUUUAUUGACUACAUUUUUUACUGCUCGUCUGAAAUACUGUGGUCCAAACAAGAUAAACAAUUUUGUAUGUGAUGCAGCACCGCUUCAAGAUUUGUCUUGCUCUGAUCCUUUUAUCAGCAAAGUGGCAAUUCUAAUAGCAGCUGUGUUUGCUGUAGUCAUUCCAUUCAUUAUCAUCAUAGGUUUCUACAUUCACAUUAUUAACACUAUCUUAAAAAUUAAGAGUUCUGCUGGAAAGAAAAAAGCUUUUUCCACCUGCUCCUCUCAUCUUAUUGUGGCCAGUCUGUACUAUGGUACAGCCAUGAUUGUAUAUAUCACACCUGUUGGCUCCCAACUAGACAAAUUCCUAGCUCUUAUAUACACUGUUCUCACUCCAUUGUUAAAUCCAUUCAUUUACACCUUGAGGAACAAGGAUGUGAAGUCAGCAAUGAGGAAGUCAAAAACUUUAAUAAUUGAUUUCCUGUCUGUUUCUGUUUUUCAUUGA
Molecule: messenger RNA, 984 nt
Organism: Nanorana parkeri
Lineage: Eukaryota; Metazoa; Chordata; Amphibia; Anura; Dicroglossidae
Product: olfactory receptor 5V1-like
Exons: 2
Coding region: 1-984 (327 amino acids)
Biological process (GO): G protein-coupled receptor signaling pathway
Cellular component (GO): membrane
Molecular function (GO): G protein-coupled receptor activity; olfactory receptor activity
Source: RefSeq, a predicted model, not a curated record